Molecule: messenger RNA, 2064 nt
Organism: Trametes versicolor FP-101664 SS1
Lineage: Eukaryota; Fungi; Basidiomycota; Agaricomycetes; Polyporales; Polyporaceae
Exons: 9
Coding region: 1-2064 (687 amino acids)
Source: RefSeq, a predicted model, not a curated record
AUGCCAAACGUGGAUUCGACCCUGGAACCCGAAGUGCACAAGAUUGUCUAUACUCCAGGUGGCCGUGCUAUGGACGGGUUUCGAAAGACGCGCUCAGGUGCGGCCUUCUCGCCAUGGGAGACCGAUUUUGGUACUCCUAUCCACGCGCCACUCGACUUUGAGCUGGAGACCCGCAUCAAGGAGGCGGUCAUCGCUGCAGACGCUAAGUACGAAGCCGCCACUGCGGAUGAAGAAGGAAGCGAUUUCGAAGGCGCGUCAAUCACAGCCUUGACGGCGGACCGCGCUCCGGGGAACUCGCUGCAGGCGUCCGCGCCUACCGGUGGUACUACGAACAUGCCGCCAAGUCUCACGCUGGCCACACACGCGCACAUGCGCUCGCAGCUCGCGCACACGCCCUCGCUCGCGCCCGCGCCCGCGUCCAUCGCACUCGCUCCCGCGUCCGUCUCACUCACGCCCGUGUCCGCGGCCGCGGCCGCAUCAGGGCCUGCCCUCGUCUCACUCACGCCUGCGUCCGUCUCCCUCGCGCCCGCGCCCGUCUCCCUCGCGCCCGCGCCCGUCUCCCUCGCGCCUGCGUCCGUCUCCCUCGCGCCCGCGUCUGUCUCCCUCGCACCCGUUCUUGCUGCCCCUGCGCCACCGCCUAAUGCUUCCGCAAGCGAGAAGGCUAAGUACCACAACAAGCACAGGUCCAAGGCACGGAGGCGCGAGAAGCGUGCCACCCUCAGCAGCGCGUUAGGCACUCCUGGCAUAGGAAAAUCUUCGGUCAAGGCUGUUGCUGCCAAACGCAGAAGUGCCGCGGUCACCCUCACGGCUGGCAUAGCUCUCGAAAGCGAUGUUGUGCGCACUUUACACCGCGACAACGGCUCGGUCACAGCGAAGGACGCGCUACCCAUCGAAACUCGGUACUCGCUCGCCAUGGAAGAUGUCCCCGUCGCCAAAACCGCCUUCAUUGGUCAGCGUUACGAAGCCACUGAAGCUGAUCGCGCCGAAGUGACAAAGGAGGACCUUCUUGCGCGCAAGUUUCGCUAUAUCCCGUGGGAUGGCCGGGAGUGCCGGCCUAUUCUCGACAAGAACGGCCGCCUGGGUCCCUGGGACACCAUCAACACCGAGCUGCAAGCCAUCUUCGAGACCACACGCGAAGCGUACAGCUUCAACCGUGGACAGCUGGACCACCGCCGCGGGGACUUCCCAGCAGUAACAAGCGGAAUCUCGUUCGGUGGCGGGCAGAAGUACAUCAAGAACAUAUCACAACGGACUUCGCACAACGAGAACGUCGUCUCUGCUCUUCUAGGACAGACUGCGGUACGGCGUGUCGCAAACUUCGGCAAUAGUGCCAUGCGCCUCUUUGCGCCUCGUCUACACGGAUACUACAGUACCACCCUCAACGCACUCUGCGCUAAGCACCCGACACUCAGACCCAACUUCUCCAACAACGUAUUCGGCACCGCGACCUUCAACCUUGGCCCGCGGACGGUCUCCUACGCCCAUGUCGACCAGAAAAACCUACCCUGGGGCUGGUGCACGAUCACAGCGGCGGGAGAGUUCGAUCCCGUUUGCAGCGGUCAUCUCAUCCUUUGGGAUCUCAAGAUGUUCAUCGAAUUCCCACCCGGGGCCACCGUCUUAAUCCCAUCGGCCUUACUGUGUCACUCCAACACGACCAUCGCGCCUCAUGAACGCAGGUACUCGUUCACCCAAUACACCGCUGGAGGUAUUGUACGAUGGAUGGAAUCUGGUUUCCAACCCGAUCUCAAUACCGCCUUAGCCGCGUGGGGCUGCCCGGACGAUCCUCGUACGUUCAUACAGGACCUCGACUGUGGCUUGCAGGGUGCAGAAGACGACGGAGGGUUGCCGGAAUGGAUAGAGCAGACUGAGCAGUGGGUCAUGGAUGGGGAUCAGGUGCUGGAUAGUGUCCAGUCGUUCAUUUCGGACGGAACCAUGGCCUCAUUUGGUGCAGAGGAGCUCGGGCGCAUCUGGGGUGGACUCUCGGCAGCUGUCUUCAAGAUGCAGUACGUCAUGGCCGCAGUCGAGAGAGUGUUCAUGAUCAUUAAUGGGCUACAACGUACAUGA